Messenger RNA from Nicrophorus vespilloides, 2165 nucleotides. RefSeq lists its product as uncharacterized. Gene Ontology annotation, molecular function: protein binding. Lineage: Eukaryota; Metazoa; Arthropoda; Insecta; Coleoptera; Silphidae. The transcript has 8 exons. The record is from RefSeq and is a predicted model, not a curated record. The coding region runs from base 135 to 1790 and encodes 551 amino acids.
GGAGCUUUCCCAAAAGCUCGCCAGUCCGACGCGAUCCACAUGCAAAGCAACACAAACUAUCUGCAACAAAGAAUAAUUAAGCUCAUCAUCAUCACCUUCCUACGUCUGCAGCUAAAGACCAAACCUCUGAAAAGAUGGUGAUAACGAGGAACGGCUGUGUAGUGCACCCUUGCAUCAAAGAGGUAAUAUACGUUGCAAUGCCUUCGGUAACGCACACAAGCAGAUCAAUGUCAAGGCGAAUCGCAGAACUUCCAUCGCUGCGUUACGGCUCCGUUGGGGCCAGAACCACCACGUCUGGGCCCUUAAGGGUCACCAACCAUUAUCACUGCGAUACGAUACCCAAAGUUUCCACGAAGAAGAGUAACCUACAAUCUCUGAAUCCUGACGAUAUCAGCUUCAAACCUCUAAGACCGGCACGUCGGGUGAGAUUCACUCUGCCCCCAGGAGAUGGAGAUACGGUGGCGGCGGCGGCGACCGGCGUGAGCGUCGCGAAACCGACGGCGGGACCGGAGAACGGAUGGCUUCGAACACGCGGUUUCAGUCAGCGUUCAGUCGCGCAACGCACGCUCAGCAACAACAACAAUAACAAUAAUAACAUCAGCAACAUUAGCACCUGCACCAACAAUAAUAAUAACAACAACCAAAACAGCGGCACAAAUUUCCAUAGGACUUACGCAGAAAUCAGACGCGACCUGCAGCAACAGUCUUCGGUGGUGGUUUCGGUGACUGCAUCACCAGGUGCCCGCUCCAGAGUUCAUCCUACGGGACGGUAUAUUCGAGGCACGCUGUCUCCUACGGCGAACACGACGGCCCCGACGGCACCGCCAACCACCCCAGGUGGACAGGUGCUCAUCCGGGCAGCCAGAGAUGGAGAGGACAGUCUUCUGAGGGACAUCUUCAGAAGGGCCGUCAUCGUCGGCAUUCCGGAAGCGGAUUUGAAUGCCACCGAUACAAGCGGAAGGACCGUACUGAGUUACGUAGCAUCUAAUGGUCCAGUAGAUGUUCUGGAGCAGAUCCUGCUAUUGUCGGGGUUGGAUCCGAACCGUCCGGACAAUGAGGGAAACACACCGUUGCAUUUUGCGGCUCAAGCAGGGCAAGUGGAGUGCUUGAAUUGCAUUCUGACACGGUGCAGGGGAAUCGAGAUCGACGCCAGGAACAAUUUGGGAUUUACUCCCCUGAUGAAGGCCGCCCUUCAGGGCAGAAACAAGUGUGCCAAACUUCUACUAUUCGCAGGAUCGAAUCCCACGUUGAGGGACAAUGGACGGGGAUUGCGUGCAGAUCAAUGGGCUCGUUUUUGCGGUAGAUACGUGUGUGCAGAUGUCAUAGAGAAGCAUGCCAGGCAGCGGCUCCUGGAAAGGUCCACUUCCUACGGGAACUGGGGCGGAGAGAACGACGUCGGUGCACGGAUGAUCAUGGGGAAAGUCGUCCCGGUACCCCAAAUCGCAUCCACUCAACAAUCGAAUGGUUUAAAAUCAAAGCUGCGGAAGGUCUUUAGAACGUCUUCAGGUCCUGGCCACAACAAUGAUAACAUAUCCAGUGCACGCCUGGUCACCCAGCUUACAUCAGCCGCGUUGUGCGCAAGCACCCCUGUAUUGCCCACAGCUCCGACUGUCCCGCCAGUUGUCAAAUCUUUGAUCAGACCAUUGACUGUACCACGCUUACAAAUAACACUCGUCAGCAACGGUGAAGGAACAAAUCUUACCAAUGGCCACUCCAAAUCCCAGACGAAUGUGAACGAAACCGACAAGCCGCCGGUCAUCAAACCAGCAAGGACCAAGAAAAAGAAAUAACAAUUGAACGCAUACGCCGUUGGUGAGGUAGAUGCGGAUGCUAAGGAAGAGGAGAGCGCUGUUAACGCGGAGAUAUUAUAGACUGGAAUUUUAUUUAACAAUAAUGAGAAUGACACCAGUAUUCAGAUUAGUUAAGAAAGGAAUUAGAUACAUUCGUCAUUUCAUCGUAUAUUAUAUCUAUAGUAAUAGCAAUGUAACCAAAAAGUUAAAAAAAAAACAUAUUUUAUAGUCAAAUUCAGAUUAUCCAUAUCUCGUCGUCGUUGUCAUAUAUUGUCGAAUAGCGAGGAAAUUGAGCUACAUCUUUUUCCUCAAUUUCUUUUGUAACAUAUAUAUUUAUAUAUAUAUUUACAUACACUAAGUGUAUAUUUUAACUAU